Mugil cephalus (flathead mullet) is the source of this 4728-nucleotide messenger RNA. It is a transcript of the gene fbxl4, whose product is annotated as F-box and leucine-rich repeat protein 4. The coding region runs from base 553 to 2394 and encodes 613 amino acids. Gene Ontology annotation, biological process: SCF-dependent proteasomal ubiquitin-dependent protein catabolic process. NCBI's taxonomy places the organism in Eukaryota, Metazoa, Chordata, Actinopteri, Mugiliformes, Mugilidae. Gene Ontology annotation, cellular component: SCF ubiquitin ligase complex. Gene Ontology annotation, molecular function: protein binding. The record is from RefSeq and is a predicted model, not a curated record. The transcript is spliced from 9 exons.
UUUAGCCUUUAGGGUUUUAAUGCUUGCACCCAUGCAAAAGCUUUGGCAGCAUUUGUAAACAUAAAAAGAUCGUUGUCUAGUGUUGCCUUGAUGUUCAAAAGACCGGCUAAUCAAUUGAUUAUCAGCAGUAGCUUCAGUCCUGUUUCAAGUGCUGUUGAUGGGACUGAUCUUUUGUUUACAUUGGGGGUCACGUGUUGCAUCCUACAGCUGAGCAGCAGGUUACAUUAAAUAACUGCUGAACAAAUGUAACCGAAUGUAUACUUAAAACCUGGGUCUGCAUUCCUGUAGGGCUUUGCUGAAUGUCCUUCCUAAAUGUCCAGCCUGUUCACGAGCCACAUGUUUUUGUCUGUGUGUUAUUCUCAGGGUGCAGGACUGGAUUAAUACCCACAGAAGAGCUUUAUGAUGAUGUGAGGUCAUGCAUGCAGCCAGGUGUCUAGUCUACGCUUUGUUCAUCAUCAGCCCUUUGAGACAAUGUGCUACCAGUAGGUGGAGGCUCUUCCUCCCUGUAGCCUCCCUUUCUCCUCACUGCCCUCAUCAGUCCCAGAGUUUCCUAUGUUAACCCUCUUAAGCAUGUUUUACUAUAUAUGUCUGCGGCGCCGCUCCAGGAGUGGGACUAGAGGCGAGGCUCUGACCAGUCGGCGAGCUGUGGAAUCCGGUCAGCGGGCGGUGUUGCCAGUCAGUGUGGAGGUGGCACAGUACGCCAAGGAGGUUCUGGAUUUCAGCUCCCACUAUGGCAGUGAGAAUAGCAUGUCUUACACCAUGUGGAACCUGGCUGGGGUACCCAACGUCUACCCCAGCUCAGGGGACUUCACCCAGACGGCUGUAUUCAGAGCUUAUGGAGCAUGGUGGGAACAGUGUCCCAGCGCGCCAAGACCUUUUCGCCGCACACCUAAAGGCUUCCACAGCCAGGAUUAUAUUGAGCUGGGCUUUGAGGAGCCUGUCUACCCUACAGCAGUGGAAGUGUUUGAGACCUAUUAUCCUGGAGCCAUCGUCCAGAUCCUGGCCUGCUCUCACAACCCCUUCUCCCAGAAUCCACCCACUGACGUCAGGUGGGAGGUGCUGUGGUCAGGGGAGCCCACCAAGGUGCUGACACCCCAAGCACGCCAGUUUUCGCCUAAGAUCAAGCAUAUCAGCUUCCCCACCAACCUGCUGCGCCUGGAGGUCAACAGCUCUCUGCUCUACUACUACACCGAGCUGGAUGCCGUUAUUCUGCGCGGGGUGAAAGAGAGGCCCAUGCUUGCGCUCUACAAAAUGCCCGUCAUAGAUAUUAGUGACCUGAGUGACAGCGAGGAGGAACUGUCGGACGUGGGAGGUCCCUUCAGGCAAGGAGGAGACGGCAAGCAGCAGAGGACUGGCAAUGGCUACUUUGACAAACUGCCAUAUGAGCUCAUCCAGCUGAUACUGAGCCACCUGACCCUGCCAGACCUCUGCCGUCUGGCCCAGAGCUGUAAGCUGCUGCACCAGCACUGCUGCGACCCGCUGCAGUACACCCAGCUGAGUCUGCAGCCCUACUGGGCCCGACUGAGUGACGCCUCCUUGGGACACCUGCAGAGCCGCUGCACCCUCCUCCAGAGGCUCAACCUGUCCUGGACCGGCAACCGUGGAGCUCUCACUCUGACGGGUUUCAGCAGUUUCAUGAAAGCCUGUGGUCUCAGCCUAGUCUGCCUUGAGAUGUCCUGCUGUCAUUUCCUGAAUGAGGCCUGUCUCGAGAUAAUCUCCCAGACAUGUCCCGGUCUGCAGGAGCUCAAUCUGUCCUCCUGCGAUCGCCUCCACCCCCAGGCCUUUACACACAUCUCCAAACUUACACACCUUCGCAGGCUGGUCCUCUACCGCACCAAGAUUGAGCAAACGGCCAUCUUGAGCAUCCUGACAUUCUGCCCGGAGCUGAGACACCUCAACCUCGGGAGCUGCGUGAGGAUUGAGGACUACGAUGUUGUGGUCAGUAUGCUGGCCACUCGCUGUCGCUCGCUGUGCUCUCUGGACCUGUGGCGCUGCAGAAACCUGACAGACCGAGGCCUGGCCGAGCUUGUUACUGGCUGCAGGAUGUUGGAAGAGCUGGAUCUGGGCUGGUGUCCUACACUGCAGAGCAGGACCGGAUGUUUCCAGCACCUCGCCCGCAGCCUGCCGCGACUGCGCAAACUCUUCCUCACUGCCAACCGCACCAUCCGUGACUCCGACAUAGAGGAGCUGGCCGCCAGCUGCCCCUCUCUGCAGCAUCUCGACAUACUCGGUACACGGUUGGUUAGUGCUGCAUCCCUGAAGAAACUCCUCCAGUCGUGUCCUCGGCUUCUCCUCCUGGACGUCUCCUUCUGCUCGCAGAUAGACAUGCGCGUCGUCCAAGAGCUUUCUGGCCUCUUCCCCAACGUGGCCAUCAAGAAAAGCUUUACUCAGUGACUCCAGUGUUUUCUCAUUUCCCACUGCCGAGAAGUAACAAGUGGAAGGAGGUGCUCUUCAGCAGAUACUGCCCCAGAGUGAUUCAGAGGCAGGUCAGAUGCUGGAGGAGAUCGCAGAGGGUCAGUAAAUAAAGCGCUGGGGCUGCGUGAGGAGGUUCUUUGGAUUUACUGACUGAACACAGACAACUGCAGAAUCCCAGUCACGGGAUCGUAGAACGAGACUUUUUUGUUGUUAUUCCACGGACGCUCUAAAUCUGGGUCUGUUUCAGCAAAAGCUGCUACAGCUUCGCAAAAUAUGAAUCACCACUAACGGUAUAUGUAUUGCCAAGCACCACUCAGCUAGGAAAUAUUGGUGAGAGAUGCGCAAAACAAAACAGCAUUUGUCAGGAAUCCUCACCUGAACAUCUUGUUAGUACAACGAAAAGAGACACAGAAAUCCUGAGACAUAUAUGGAAUCUAUUGGAGGAGCUGUUAGCUCAGGAUCAGGGCCUUGCCUGUGCCUUGUCAGAAUUUGGAGCAUUGAUGCGCUGGUUUAAUGUACGAGUGUCAUUCUGAAGGCGUCUUUCAGAAUCCAGGCAGUUUGAUUUAAAUAAUACUUGAUGCUUGUUGUGUUCAAAGGUAUCAGAAGCUUCGAAGGUGAAAACGAGGGAGCGAAUGCAGCCUUAUUGCGCGCCGAGCGUUGCAAAUCGUACAGUAAACUCAACUCAGUAUAAGUCAUACUUUAAUGCAAGUAUCACGGGUUAGUUGCUGCAAAACUGAAGCACCAGAGAAGAAAAAACAAAACAAAAAACACACACACACACACACACACAAACACACACACACACUAUCAGCUGUUCUUGCACCAGAGAUUCACUGACGACAUGUUUUCAUCCAAAAACAUCUGUGAAGACUUGUGAAAAACAAGUAAAAGGCAUUUGUUUUAAUUCACACGUGCUCUGUUGGCGAAUUCGUGGAGAAAACACCCAAGGACAACAAAUAAAAACACACAUUUGAAAUAAGUAUGCAGAAAAAUAAAACAGUGCAACAGCCUAAACCCAAAGAAACGCAAUUCGAAAUAUUAUAAAGCCGUCGAUUGACUAAUCAUUCCUGCUCUCUCUUUGUCGCACCGAUGCAUUUGAUAAAGCAAACCCAUAUCAAAAUUUGCAGCGGCAUUAAAUGGAAUCGUUUCCGACUGCAGCGGCUCUUCUGCUAUGACUCGUUCACCAUCUCACAGGCAAUUCAGAUGGAUAUUAUUAUGAUACAAUAGAUGUUAUAGCGCUUAAUUAUCCAAGCUUAAACAUUCACAUACAUCCUGUUGUAAUUCCGGUUAAGCUGUCAGUCCCUACUCUUGACCUACAGCCGAUUAUUUGAUUUACCGAAGACAAGUUUCACCUUUGACCAGUAUAUCAGCCGGAGAUGGUAUGUUAAAAUACCAUGGUAUAAGUACUAACUGUGACCUCAGUACUUGUUCUCAGACUCAGGGGUUAUAUAUCUCAUUCUCACUAUACAGUAUCUCUUCUGUUCUUCUUUUUUUUUUAAAUAGAUAUUUUACUCUGGAAACCAGCACAACUGAUGACAAUGACACCAGACUGCAUCGAGGUCCUGAGUGUAAAACAAACUCGUAGGCUACGACCACAGAUGGUCAGUGAGCGCUGGUAAAACUGAGACAAACAGUUGCGUUAAUCGGGUGUUGAAUGUUUCAGUGAUUGUACGAUUGUGGAAAAAAGAUGUUGCUGAUUAUUUAAUUUUUGUAAUGUGUAAAUCGCAGUUUCCGUGCGGCAGAAGAGCUUGAAAAGCGUUCGUUUUUGGAGGAAAAAAAACAAGAAACUUGAAGUUUUCUUUGAAGCACACGCUUCUAGUCAAUAUUUGUGCCUUAUACUCCCGUUUGAAUGUUGUGUGACGUGGUUUAGAUUGUAGUGAGGUGCUUUGUUUUUAUGCCCCUCAACCAAAGUAAUCCACACUAAUCUGGUCAUCAGUGUCGCAAGUAUAUUUGACCAGUUUAUGCCAUAUACAGUACAUCAGCCAUCAUAAUUAAUAUGCAAAAUAAUAUUUAUAUUUUCCUUUGUGAUGGAAAUGUUAUUUAUACUCCACAUCUCUACACGCAGAAACAUUAAUAUACAAUUUGGGAUAUAUUUUUGGUUUGUUUUUGUUUUAUAUUUAGCCUAGCUUAGCAUAAUUAAUGGAAGCUGUGUUUAUUACAAAGGCUGGAGGUACAUCUUUAGCAUAGCUAGCAUAACGAAUGGAAGCAUGUCUUCAGCCUGCUUAGCACGAUGAAGGGAAGCUUUCUUCACUACAUAUGUAAGCUUAUGUCAUUUGCGGUAUUUUAUUUAUUGGAAUAAAAUGUAAAAAACAA